UCACUCACUCUCUCGGGAUUCUUCACACCGGAAAGAGCAUGGUUUGCGCAACUGCUCACCGCUGAUCCACGAAACCCAUGGCCUAUUUCCCAUGCGCGGCAAUAUGUAGCCGAGCCUACGACCGCAUACGACGCCCCAACUGCGGUGCCGGGAGCUACUCCCCGGAUCGAGAAUGAAGGAGGGGAAGGAGGAAGAGGAGGAGGAAGAGGAUGAUGACGAUGAGGAUGAUGAGGAUGCGGGUGCAUGGGAAUAAUUGCAGACCAGCAAGAGCCACUUGCGGGUUCCCAGUGAAGGCGCCAUUGUUUGAAUAUGGGAGUUGCAGCAUCAGAAUGAGCUGUUCCAGGAGCCAUUCGAAAGGGCAGUCCAGAAUGGUGGUGCCCAGGUUAUCUUAUAAUACCCGCAACCAGCAACGGACGCCGUGGCUGUGUACAACCUGAAUGUGACAUCGAGAUAGAGAGAGAGCGAGAGAAAGGUCUGGCAUUUGCCCUUCACUGCCCUUGCUGCCGAUGGGACCAUGCACCACCCACCGUGGAUCCUCCUCCUUCGUCGUACCCUUCCUGCUCCCCUCCUCCCAUUCUCUUCCUUCCCUCUCUCUCACUGUGUGCUUCAAGAUCUGCGUCUAGUCGUUGUGAGGCAAGAAGCGGUUCCUGGACUUCGCUUGGAGAUCAGCUCGAGGACAAAUCUGCGCUGAUAUUCUGAAAAUCCUAUAUGCUGAUAAUUUGAAAAUUUGAAUUUUAGGGUUUGUGGACCAAUGGAUGGGAUCAUUUGCCCAAACCUGUGCUGACCGACGAACCAUAUUCAAAUCUGGCUUCAGUAGUGCAGGCGGUGCAUUAUUCCGCUUCACUGGAACUUUGAGUGUGGGUUAUCAAGCAUUCUUUUAUCUCAGACUCACAGCGGUCGGUCAGCGAUGGCAGGAGCAGAGGAUGAACCCUCCGGCGAAAGCAACCAGCCCCUAAUCUCGUCCUCAGUUCCGGACGUGCGGUCAUCUACAUCCUUGCCCAGGUCCUUCAGCUAUGGAUCCGACAAUGAACUUGAGGCUGGGAGAUCAUCCGGAAACUCUUUGCUCGGCAGCAGAAUGAAUUCAAGAGAGUCGCUCCUUGGAAGCCGCCGAGACUCGAUGUAUGGGAGCAGAUAUGGAUUUGGGAACGCAUACAUACAAGUAGAUGAUCUUGGGGUCUACCUCUCGUCGGUUGCAGUCACUCUUCUUACAGGCGUCAUGGCUAUAAUCGGGAUCAUUCUGUUUACACUCGUGGUCACUCUAGCUGUGAUGUUGGGCAAAUGUCAGAAGAAGCCUGUGUCGAAUUCGUGUGCGAGUUUUUCUCUCAAUGCUGAGACUAACAAUCUUCAGGGGUACCUCCUACCGCAGGAGUGUGAAGGUUUUGUUGCUGGAUAUGUUGGCUCCGGUCAAUACUAUUCUGAUUUUGCGGUGGCUGUUGAGGCUGCUAGGACGUAUUUAAAUGCAAUUCAGGCAAAUGAAGACGGAAAGGACCUCAUUGUGUUGGAUAUUGACGAGACAUCCUUGUCGAACAUGCCUUAUUACAUCGCCCACCAUUAUGGUGUUGAACGAUGGAACGAAGAAACGUGGAACGAAUGGGUGAACAAUGCGAGCGCUCCACCACUAGAUGCCAUGGUAUCCCUGUACAGAGACCUUCGGGCUCAGAAUUGGAGUUUUGCCUUCAUCACAGGAAGGCCUGAGUCACAGACAGAGAAGACCAAGCAGAAUCUUCUUGAUGCUGGAUAUUCGGACUGGGGACCUCUCAUCUUCAGGUCACCAGAGGAGGAGACCGUUUCUGCGGUUAAUUACAAGUCUAAGUACCGGAAAAUGCUGGAGAAGGACGGCUAUCGAAUUAGAAGUUGUUUGGGUGAUCAAUGGAGCGACUGUUCAGGGGGACACGCUGGAGAGCGUGUCUUCAAGUUGCCUAAUCCUAUGUAUUACAUUUACUAGUAGAUGUGUUGUUAUUCUAUGUUGGAGACAAAAGUUACCAUUGGUAUUAACAGCCUAAUUAUCAUAGUUUUGCACGCUCUUAUUUUUUUUGCUUACCCAUGUAAAGCGAGUUGCUUAUGAUUUUUUCACGAUAUUUUUUUGUA
Physcomitrium patens is the source of this 2088-nucleotide messenger RNA. RefSeq names its product acid phosphatase 1. The record is from RefSeq and is a predicted model, not a curated record. NCBI's taxonomy places the organism in Eukaryota, Viridiplantae, Streptophyta, Bryopsida, Funariales, Funariaceae.